AGCAACACCCACAACAAGUACAAGCAGAAGUUCUCGGCCGAGGAGGAGUUCCCGGACCUGUCCAAGCACAACAACCACAUGGCCAAGGUGCUGACCCCCGCCCUCUACCAGAAACUGCGCGACAAGGAGACCCCCAGCGGCUUCACCCUCGAUGACGUCAUCCAGACCGGCGUGGACAACCCCGGCCACCCGUUCAUCAUGACCGUGGGCUGCGUGGCCGGCGACGAGGAGUCCUACGAGGUGUUCAAGGAGCUUUUCGACCCCGUGAUCCAGGACAGGCACGGGGGGUACAAACCCACCGACAAGCACAAGACCGACCUCAACCACGAGAACCUCAAGGUGGGGGGCGCCCCCAAAUCUGGGAGGGGUCCCCAAAAAUUCUGGGAGGGG
Ficedula albicollis (Collared flycatcher) is the source of this 390-nucleotide messenger RNA. RefSeq names its product creatine kinase M-type-like. The record is from RefSeq and is a predicted model, not a curated record. The annotation marks the transcript as partial. Gene Ontology annotation, molecular function: creatine kinase activity. The transcript has 2 exons. Lineage: Eukaryota; Metazoa; Chordata; Aves; Passeriformes; Muscicapidae. Gene Ontology annotation, biological process: phosphocreatine biosynthetic process.